Messenger RNA from Phasianus colchicus (ring-necked pheasant), 5080 nucleotides. RefSeq names its product glyoxylate reductase 1 homolog (gene GLYR1). Gene Ontology annotation, molecular function: NAD binding; DNA binding; NADP binding. NCBI's taxonomy places the organism in Eukaryota, Metazoa, Chordata, Aves, Galliformes, Phasianidae. Gene Ontology annotation, biological process: transcription elongation-coupled chromatin remodeling. Gene Ontology annotation, cellular component: chromatin. The record is from RefSeq and is a predicted model, not a curated record.
GUCCUGUCCCGGCAGGCCUUGCGCGGCGGCGGCGGUGUCGGUAAGAUGGCGGCCGUGAGUCUGAGGCUCGGAGACCUGGUGUGGUUAGGAUGUUCUCCUUGAAGCUCACAGAAGCUCCUUCCCUUUGUCACUCCAGUUUUACCUUCCAGUAGUCGAAGAGCUGUGGUUUUGUAUUUCCCGAUCGGGAGAACUGAGGGGAUUCCUUCGAGGCCUGUAAGCACUGAUCUCCAAGUGCUUGGAGAGGCUCUCUUGAGGCUCUGCUUCACCGGACAGGGGGAAGCUGGGUCGGUACCCACCAUGGCCAGGAAAGAUUGUUAAUCCACCUAAAGAUCUGAAGAAACCUCGUGGAAAAAAGUGCUUCUUCGUGAAGUUUUUUGGAACAGAAGAUCAUGCUUGGAUCAAAGUGGAACAGCUGAAGCCUUAUCACCUGCACAAAGAGGAAAUGAUAAAGAUUAACAAGGGUAAGCGCUUCCAGCAAGCCGUGGAUGCCGUGGAGGAGUUUCUUAGAAAAACCAAAGGCAAGGACCAGGCAUCUUCCCAUAACUCCAGUGAAGAGAAGAAUCGGCGUAAUUCCAGUGAAGAAAGAGGCAAGCAAUCUGCUGGUGAAGAGAAACGCAAAGCCAGUUUGUCUGAAGGGAAGUUGAAGAAGGGCACAGGGGAAGGAAAAAAGAGGGUCUCUUCUGUAUCGUCAGAGAGAGGAUCAAAGUCACCUUUGAAAAGAACCCAGGAUCAGAGCCCCCGAAAGCGGGGGCGUCCACCCAAGGAUGAGAAGGACCUCACAAUUCCAGAGUCAAGUACAGUGAAAAGAGUGAUGACUGGAACAGUGGCUGGAUUUAAAUGGCCACCAAGCGUCAGUGAGCCUGUGAAGGACAGUGAUCCACACUUCCAUCACUUCCUGCUGAGCCAGACGGAGAAGCCAGCUGUCUGCUAUCAAGCCAUCACAAAGAAGCUGAAGGUUUGUGAAGAGGAAACAGGAUCCACCUCCAUCCAGGCAGCAGACAGCACGGCAGUCAAUGGCAGUAUCACACCCACAGACAAAAAGAUAGGAUUUCUGGGACUUGGUCUGAUGGGAAGUGGCAUUGUCUCCAACUUACUGAAGAUGGGUCACACUGUCACUGUCUGGAACCGGACUGCUGAGAAGUGUGAUUUGUUCAUCCAGGAAGGGGCACGGCUGGGAAGAACCCCUGCUGAAGUUGUCUCCACCUGUGACAUCACCUUUGCCUGUGUAUCAGAUCCAAAAGCAGCAAAGGAUCUGGUGCUUGGUCCGAGUGGAGUGUUGCAGGGGAUUCGACCAGGGAAGUGUUAUGUGGAUAUGUCCACUGUGGAUGCAGAUACAGUCACAGAAUUGGCCCAGGUGAUAGUGUCCCGGGGUGGUCGCUUUUUGGAAGCACCAGUCUCAGGAAAUCAGCAGCUAUCAAAUGAUGGGAUGCUUGUGAUCUUGGCAGCUGGUGACAGGGGUUUAUAUGAGGACUGCAGUAGCUGUUUCCAAGCGAUGGGGAAGACCUCUUUUUUUCUAGGUGAAGUAGGCAAUGCUGCCAAGAUGAUGCUGAUCGUGAACAUGGUCCAAGGCAGCUUCAUGGCUACAAUAGCAGAAGGACUGACUUUGGCUCAAGUGACUGGUCAGUCCCAACAGACCCUUCUGGAUAUCCUCAAUCAGGGACAACUUGCCAGCAUCUUCCUGGACCAGAAGUGCCAAAAUAUCUUGCAAGGAAACUUUAAACCUGAUUUUUACCUGAAAUACAUACAGAAGGAUCUUAGAUUAGCUAUUGCACUGGGUGAUUCUGUCAACCAUCCAACUCCUAUGGCAGCUGCUGCCAAUGAGGUCUAUAAACGAGCAAAAGCGUUGGACCAAUCAGACAACGACAUGUCUGCAGUGUACAGGGCCUACAUCCACUAGGCUGCACCAUUCUUACUGUUAAUACUAUGAUUAUUGAUUAAUAUUAUUAUGAUACUGGGUUUUAACUCUGGACCAGUCCAUCUCUGUCUCUCCAUUUCCUUUUAUACACAGACUUUGAGAUCUGCCAUGGAGGCAGCUGCUGCGGUCAGCCUUCCCCUGGUGGCAGAAGGGGGGGAGGAGGGGGCUCGGAUUGUUGCAGUCUAAUUAGAAAAUCCAUGCCAUGCACUGACAGUCAUGGAACAGAACAGUGGCGGCUUGUUCAGAAGCUCUGAGGCAACUCUGCCAGAAAUCUGCUGCUUGGCUGCUUUUAUUUUCUUCUUUGUAUGCUUGUCCAAGAUGCUGUUUCUAACGAUCCCCUUUCUCCUUUGCUGUGAAAUAAUGCGUGUGUUGGACUUUUUGCAUCAAGGGGAACAGGUGACUACAUCCCAUCUACCUGUGAAUAUCUGUAAAGUCCUUGGUCCCAAGUAAGGUGAGGAGCAUUCCUGUUUGUCACCCAUGUUUGAGAACAAAGCACCUCCCGUGGAGGAGAAUGACAGUUCCAGAAGGUAAUGGGGUUGCAUGCAACACUGUCUUGAUUCUGUUUCUUUUUAAACUUCCACCUCCCCAGCACCUUGAUGGAGAAAUUCCUCAUAUUGUUGAGAACAGAUUGCAUCCAAGUCUUCCCCUGUACAGACAACUCUAGCAUAGGGAACACAAACCUUACUGAAAAUGAGAGUAUAUCAGUGUAACUAAGUGUGGCCUCCUAAAAGGCUAAUGGCAGCUGCCCACCCCACAAACAGCAUGGGAGCUUCACACAGACUUGCAUAAAAAGCUGCAAGAGAAACAUUUAGCUUAAAAUUUAGCCAGAGGUGUUUAAUUUGGUGAAGGAACAAACUUUAGGGGGUUGCUCCUGGCCUUAGUUUGUGUUGCUUUACUAUUUGCUUUCUUUUUUUUACCCUAAGAGUCAAUAGUUACAAAGGUGUCUUGGAUUGUAGCAGUGUCACAAGCAGAGUGAUGAGUCUGAAAGGUGUGAGAGGAAUGAUCGUGGUGCCAAGAGAUGGAGGCUCCUGAUCUCCUUCCCGUGCUAUCUCUGGCCUUUUCAUGGUCAUUUUAUCUGUUAACUUGAUUGCCCAUCUUCAAAGGUGGGUGAUAAUUACCUACCUCACAGGGAUAUUUUGUGUAAUGAUUAGUGAUCUUUAUACAUGUCAAAUUUUCCAUAAGUAUUCUUAGUGUUACUUCUCUGAGAACAACACUAGCACAGCAUGAGAAUAUUCCCUGUACUUGUGACUCUGCUUGUGGCCGGGUACCAACUUCUAGGAAGACUGGUGGGUGUAAUGGGAGGCUAAUACUGCUGCUGAGCUGUAGUCUAAACAUGUGAGACUUGAACUGCAGAGGCCAAAGCUGAGGAGCAGAGAUGAUCUCUGUUGGUAGCAGAGCAACCCAGAGUCCAAAGGAUGCCUGUUUGUAAAAAAUGCACAGAGCAUGUUUGUUUAUUUUUAACCUCUCAGUGUUAGCCUUUUAGGAGGAUUCUUCCAUUUUAGAUUUGAGAGUUAGUAAAAUGCCAGUAAGAAAUGUUAUUAGUCAAAGUCGCUGCUCAGUGGCACAAUCUCCUUCCUUCGUUUGGGAUUCUGAAAGGAAAGAAAGCAAAUUAAAAUUAGACCAUGCUGCUCUAAAUCCUUGAGGUCUGCCCCUCUCACCAUCUUAUUUUUCUAGGAACUUAAUGGCUAUUUAUGGAAACUUUCCUGUGGCUUAGGAUUUCUUACCGAUCCUGCUAUCUGCAGCAAGUGUAUAUGGUUCAGGGGCACCUUGUUAAGAAACAGAGGAAGCUACCAGGUUCUUUGUUGUGAGACAUGACAUCUAACAUCUAAUGCUGUAAAUGUUACUUGGGUGAAUAUUUCUCCUGCUGCAGUCACUGUUAUUUGUAGGCUAAUACUGUGUUACGCAUUGUCCUGUGGCAGACAUCUAGUAAUAGAUCUGUUGGCAUUUCUUUGCCCAUUUGUCAGUGAUAUCUCUGAGCAGUAUUAGUUAUGCACACGUGUUUCUUUGACAAUACAACUGUCAUCCUGCAUGUAGAUAUUCAUAUUAAAGGCACAUAUAAGUACCCAGGAAAACUGCCCAUCGGCCUGCUUCUGACCUUUACACAUUUCCCAUCUCACAGAGCUGUUAGCAUCAGCAGACCUUGAUUAAACACAGUGCAGUUAGGAAAUCACAUAUUCAGGGCAUCUGCGGAUAGUUGUGUUUUGGGGGCAGGGGAUAAGACCAUGAGUCUUGUAGCUUGAGGUGUGUUUGGGAAAUAAGGGAGUGGGAGGUGCUGUCCCAGACCCACUGAGCACAGAACUGUUCCAGGUCAGUGCAGCAGACUCUUGGAGUAGAUUGAAGAAUGGGUCUGAGCGGGUGUCAUCAAGGAGUGGUGUCGUCAUCUUUUUACUCCGCGGUGCCUCUGCAAACUGUGGGAAUGCAAGAGGAGCUCUCAAGUCUCACGACAUACGUUGCAAAGUGUAUUCAGAGAACCAUCCCUGUGAGAGGGAUCCCUCGGUGCUGCAGGUCUCAUUUCCCAGAACUGCUGCCUUCCUCAGAGCAGAGGUGGUUCUUCUGUGGGCGCUGCCAGCUGUUCCUGCAGCCUCUGGCUGGCUUUGUGGGGGGCCAGGAGUGGGGCACAGAGCUCGGGAGUGGAUGCAAAGCAAGGAGGAGGGGUUAAAUGGUGGAGAGUGGGCUGUGGCAGGUGCUGUGUGAGGCUGACGCGUUUCAGUCUUGCUCGGGUUCUUUUAUUUAUGUGUGUAGCCUCCGAAGGUGGAUCUUGCUCUGUUCCUAGGCCUGAGGUCCGGGGAGGGGAGAGCUGUGGAUUGAGAGAUGCUCUAAUAAAACUGGCUAGUCAGUGUUGUCUUUAAUAUUGUUGACAAUUCUGUAAAGUUCCUUUUUAUGAAGAUUUGUUUUAGCAAAUUGCGGUUUUUUUGACUCCCUCCUUUUUAAAGAGACAAUGUGACACUUGUGAGAAGCUUGUAAGAAAAGCAGUUUCUUUUCUCCUCAAUGAUAGAUCCUAUCGUUAAUUAAGGUUGUGAAUUUUUAUUUUUUGCCUUGUUUUUAAUUAACAUUUGUCAUUCAGAAUAGGAUGUGUGAAGAUGUUUAAAUGGCAAAUCAAAAAGAUUUUUUGUGCAAUUAACAAAGCUACUGGCAAAAAGAAUAAAACCUUUCUUGGUAACACGA